CGCACUUACCAGGACUCAUUCAAGUAAUGCACAAAGGCAUGUUCUUGUGGUGUGAGCCAGUGGGCUGCAAUUCGAUCACUCGGUUGGACACUAAUAAGUGACCACCUUCAGCUGAACCACACCAUAUCACAAACUUUUUUCUCCUGUAUCCGAUAUGCAUGCGACAAGAGUGCAAUACAUACACAACCAUGAAUAUACUUCCAAGCUUCAAGUAUUCUCCGCUUAACUGCGAAACUAACGACAUCCGACUAGUUCGCCUACUCGAAGAGAACUCGGGCCACGUCCUGUCCUGCCAGCUGCAGCAUUUCCCUUCCGCCUCACGUCCACCUUACCUAGCGUUAUCAUACACAUGGGGCGACCCGAAAGAUACUGUGCCAAUCUCACUGAACGAUCACAGUCUCAAUAUCGCGAGAAACUUGUUGAGCUUCUUGCAGCAUUCUCGACACCGCUCCAAAUCGCCCAUUACUUUCUCAGAGGCUCUCUGGUUUGAUGAUGAACCGUUGGAACCCGAUGGGCAGUGGCUUUGGAUUGAUGCUAUCUGCAUUGACCAGUCCAACAUACCUGAGCGUAACCUCCAGGUUCGCCGCAUGAAGGAGAUCUACGAGCGGGCAGAGGGUGUCAUUACCUGGCUAGGUCCAGCUUCAGAUGACAGCGACAUUGCUUUCGCUGUCAUACGCUCUCUUGGGAGGGCUACCAUUCAAGCAUACAAAGCCACGGGGAAAUACGAUCCCAAUGCUAUGGUUGCAGUUGGCAGAGCCUUUGGGCGAAAGGAAUGGGACGCUGUCCAGAAAGUCUUCCACCGGCCAUGGUGGAAUCGAGCAUGGAUCUGCCAAGAAGUCACGACUCCGACCAAAGGAGAAAAGCGAGCAAUGGCAUGGUGUGGGCACAAUCAGAUCGAUUGGGAUUAUUUUGGGAUAGCGUCAGUGUAUAUCCUUGAUGCAGAAUUGGAACGAGCCUUGGAAAAGUCGGAAAACAUUUCAAACAUGAGGAUUCGCACACUAGCAUGUAUGACAGCUGACCGAAAAACCCUGGGCAAGAAUCGUGUCAACGACCUAUUGCACUUGCUAGGCACAAAUCGGGACUGCGAGACGUCUGAUCCACGGGACAAGAUAUAUGCCUUCCUCGCCAUUUCGAACGAUGGUCAGGAAAUUCAAGCAGAUUACGAAAAGCCCGUGGCAGCAGUUUACACAGAAUUGGCCACAAAAUCUAUUAAAAGAGAUAGAAGGCUCGAUGUACUCGGUUACUCUUGCCUUGAACAUAUUGGUCUCGACCUCCCUUCAUGGGUUCCGAAUUGGUCUUUGAAAUCUAUAGCUAAUAGGCUCUGUCUGGCUGGCUAUCAAUCGGAUGGCACAUUUCGGAGGACAUAUCAUGCCAACAAGGGCUUGAAAGGAAGCAUUGGAUUCACGGGUGGGGGGCGUGUUCUGCGAGUGAAAGGCUUUGUGUUCGACUCAGCGAUCCUUGUAUCAUGGUCUCGUACCUUCACGUCACUAUCCGCCAGCGAAAUCAUGCUUCGCUGGAGGGCACAAGCGCUUCACAACGGCCCCAACUAUGUCACAGGGGGAACGGUUAUCGAUGCUUUGCAGCAUACCUUGUGCGCGGACAUCGAAGAAGAUGAUGUAAAGUUGUCAGAACGCGGACGCAAAGUCAAUCCGUUUCCCCAAGAUGGCGGCGAAGAAGCUGCAUGGUCCACGUCUAUGCCGUUACUACGCGCCACGCAAAAUCGGAAGCUUGUAUCCACGCUGGGACAUUAUAUGGGAUUGGUACCUGAGCUAACUGAGCUUGAGGACAAGAUUUGCAUCUUAUCGGGUGCUUCUGUCCCGUUUGUUCUGAGACAAGAAGGGAACCAUUGGGUUUUGGUCGGGGAAUCAUAUAUCCAUGGUAUUAUGGAUGGGGAAGCAGUGUCUACGUUUAAGGCGAGCGGGAGAGAAAUAGAAAUUUUUGAGAUCUGGUAGGCAGGGAAUGUGGUAAAAGGUAGACUGCCGUAAGCAGCUCUGUAGCAAUAUUACUCCCCUGUUAUAUGGCCC
Hyaloscypha bicolor E is the source of this 2024-nucleotide messenger RNA. RefSeq names its product HET-domain-containing protein. Bases 189 to 1952 code for a protein of 587 amino acids. The record is from RefSeq and is a predicted model, not a curated record. The transcript has a single exon. NCBI's taxonomy places the organism in Eukaryota, Fungi, Ascomycota, Leotiomycetes, Helotiales, Hyaloscyphaceae.